UUUUGUAUGUUUCAAACCCUAAACAAAAAGUUCACACAAAAACAUAUACAUACAGAAGAGAUAGAUAGAUAGAUAGUCAUGGCGGCAUAUAGAAUGAUACAUAAAUCUAUAUUUACCAAUUUAUUAUCAUCAAAAUCAUUUCCAUCGUCAUCAUCUUCUUUCAUUUCACGCAGAGGCAUUGCUUCCAAGAUUUAUGUUGCAGGACUAUCAUUCUAUACCACAGAAAAAGCAUUACUGGACGCGUUUUCUCAAUACGGCCAAGUUGUUGAAGCCAAUAUUAUGAUGGAUAAAGUUUCAAGCAGAUCGAAAGGCUUUGGAUUCGUCACCUAUGCAUCUGCAGAUGAAGCUGAGAAAGCCAUUAAUGAAAUGGAUGGGCAGACACUGCAUGGACGAGUAAUUUGCGUUGAACUGGCAAAACCACAAUCACGUCGCAGUGGUGGUGUGCCAAUAGCCAGAGGUCCUCCCGAACCAGCUACAGAGCAGCAAUAAAGCACUUGUGCAUUGGAUUUGAAUGUCCAACUUAUCACGCAAUUGAUUUGCAGUAUGCUCAAGAUUACUGUUCUACCCUUAGUGUCGAGGUAAUCUGGCCCGUUGAGUGUUUUCAUGCUCGUUGCGACACAAGGGUCGGCAUUAAUAGUUGUAGAAGUGGCAUAUUAUUAGAGAAAUGUGUUACUUUCAUCUUUUCUAUAAUUGUUCUCUACCGGACAAGUUUGCUGUAUAAAUAGGCUAUACAUGUGGUGUUAUGUUUGAUUUGCAA
Erigeron canadensis is the source of this 757-nucleotide messenger RNA. Its product is annotated as small RNA-binding protein 11, chloroplastic-like. NCBI's taxonomy places the organism in Eukaryota, Viridiplantae, Streptophyta, Magnoliopsida, Asterales, Asteraceae. Gene Ontology annotation, molecular function: RNA binding. The transcript is spliced from 4 exons. The coding region runs from base 79 to 489 and encodes 136 amino acids. The record is from RefSeq and is a predicted model, not a curated record.